UGUGCACUUUAAACUCUCCUGAACAAAUAUUUGCCUGUUGUCAAACUAGUUUAAAGCCAGUCACUCUCAAGUAAGUGUCUCCGCUGCUGUGGAUGAAUCAAAAUGUCCAGCAAUCACAGAUUACUGGUGAGAAAUGCCAAACAGGUGGUUCUGAUCUGCAGCAAUGGAGAGAAAUACCUGACCAAGCAUGGGCUGCAGAAUCUUUGUGUGAUUGAAAAUGGGAGCGUAGUGAUAGGGAGCGAUGGGCUGAUUAAAGCCGCGGGGCCUGCUGAAACCAUCAGAGCUCAGUACGCAGGAGCAACAUUUGAUAAAGUGAUUGAUGCCACAGGAAUGUGCGUCCUGCCCGGUUUGGUUGACGCCCACACCCAUCCAGUCUGGGCUGGUGACAGGGUGCAUGAAUUUGCAAUGAAGCUGGCGGGAGCCACCUACAUGGACGUGCACCGGGCCGGCGGAGGGAUCCACUUCACGGUGGAGCACACUCGAGCUGCCGCAGCCUCGGACCUUCUGUCCUCCCUGAGCGGCAGGCUGGUUCGGAUGCAGCGAGCUGGCACCACGCUGGUGGAGUGUAAGAGCGGCUACGGCCUGGAGCUGCAGACUGAGCUCAAGAUGCUGGAUGUGAUCGAGGCGGCCAGACGCGCCCUGCCCAUCAACAUCUCCUUGACCUACUGUGGAGCCCACGCAGUGCCCAAAGGGAAGACGGUUGCAGAAGCCACGCAGGACAUCCUGCAGGUUCAGCUGCCACGGCUGAAACAGCGGAUGUCUGCGGGGACUCUCAGCGUCGACAACAUCGACGUGUUCUGUGAGCAGGGGGUGUUUGACCUCGGCUCUACUCGCUCCAUCCUGCAGGCCGGCAGAGACAUGGGCCUCAACAUCAACUUCCACGGAGAUGAGCUUCAUCCCAUGAACUCUGCUCAGUUGGGAGCAGAGCUUGGAGCCUUGGCCAUCAGUCACCUGGAGGAGGUCACAGACGAGGGGAUUGCUGCCAUGGCAAAAGCAAAAACCGCCGCGGUCCUUCUGCCAACUACAGCCUACAUCCUCCGGCUGCCCCAGCCUCGGGCCAGAGACAUGCUGGAGGCGGGAGUGAUCGUUGCCCUCGGCAGCGACUUCAACCCCAACGCCUACUGCUGCUCCAUGCCAAUAGUCAUGCACCUGGCCUGUGUUAAUAUGAGGAUGUCCAUGCCCGAGGCUUUGGCUGCGGCCACCAUCAACGCCGCCUACGCCCUCGGGCGCUCCCACACACACGGCUCCCUGGAGGUCAACAAACACGGAGACCUGCUGAUCCUCAACACCACACGGUGGGAACACCUGAUCUACCAGCUGGGAGGACACCAGGAGCUCAUCCGCUACGUCGUCGUCAAGGGCAACGUCGUCCACGACAAUGACAAGACCAUGGACUUAUAACCAGUUAAGACUGAUUCAAAUUAGUGAAGGUACAAUCAAUAAUACUGAUAGAUGACUGGGGCCUGUGUUCAGGAGAGGCUGCAGGGAGAUGUGUAAUCACAGGCUCAGUAUUUUUUGUAAAAACUAAAGGGGGCAGUCCUGGGUAAUUGUGUUGACAGUAUUUUUCUUACUGUGUAAUUAAAGUAAAAAAAGGGGAGAGUAGCCUAGCUAGUAAUUUUUAUUUUAAUUAUUUUAAUUACACUGUAUCAUUCCUCAUUAAUAACAAUACAAACAAAAAGUUGUACUGUGUUAUUGAUUUUCCCCAAACAUCAGCUCUGUGUCUUUGUCCCCUGCAGGUAUCCAGUAAUUAAGUAUAAUUUAUUUUCUCUGUUGCCAGUAGAAACCAGUGCGGUUGAUUUAAACAAGUUAACAGGCUGUAUCAGAAAGAGUUACCGUAGUUACUGAGAUGUCAGUGUUCAGGCCCCAGUGAAUCAAUGUUACUAUCUGAACUGUGAAACCAAUGUCCUUUUAGAUAAAAGUCAUGUUACUUGUUGACUGAAAUCACAUUAUUUCAUCAGUUUCUGUCGCUCAGAGCGAAACCUACCUUCUUCUUUUGUGUCUGUAAAAUCCAUUUAAGUCAACUUAUCUCAGCGAAGAGAAGGAUUUCAUUAUCACCCCAGAAAGAGCAGGUACAAAUAUUUUGCACCUCAUGUGAUCAAAGAGUUUAUUGAUGUGACCUUUGUUGAACCUUUCAGUGACCCG
Messenger RNA from Seriola dumerili (greater amberjack), 2142 nucleotides. RefSeq names its product amidohydrolase domain containing 1 (gene amdhd1). NCBI's taxonomy places the organism in Eukaryota, Metazoa, Chordata, Actinopteri, Carangiformes, Carangidae. Gene Ontology annotation, cellular component: cytoplasm. The record is from RefSeq and is a predicted model, not a curated record. The coding region runs from base 103 to 1401 and encodes 432 amino acids. The transcript has 9 exons. Gene Ontology annotation, molecular function: imidazolonepropionase activity.